Molecule: messenger RNA, 1167 nt
Organism: Oryzias melastigma (Indian medaka)
Lineage: Eukaryota; Metazoa; Chordata; Actinopteri; Beloniformes; Adrianichthyidae
Gene: mrpl12
Product: mitochondrial ribosomal protein L12
Exons: 5
Coding region: 149-742 (197 amino acids)
Biological process (GO): mitochondrial transcription; translation
Cellular component (GO): mitochondrial large ribosomal subunit; ribosome
Molecular function (GO): structural constituent of ribosome
Source: RefSeq, a predicted model, not a curated record
GUUCGUGGUGCAUUGUGGGUAGGUCAGGAGGGACGCCAUGUGCUGUUGAGGCAGGGGUGCAGGAGGAGAAGGACCGGGCUGGACCAGCAGAACAGAUUCGGUUGAAAUUCAGCGGGACCGCGGGGAGACUUCGUCCGUGAACGUUAGCAUGUACUGCACCAGCCGCUGCAUCCGGAGCGCGCUGCGCGCCGCCGCCAGCACGCACCGGUACCGACAACAGCUCCAACUCCAGGUUCCGUCCUUGUGUGCCCUCAGACUCCUGAAGACCAGCUCAUCCUCUCAUUCAGAAGCCAUCGCCACGCCUCCAUUAGACGGAGCACCCAAACAGUACUCCCCCAAAAUUCAGCAGCUCGUCAACGACAUCGCCAGCCUCACCUUACUAGAGGUGUCGGAUCUGAAUGAGCUUCUGAAGAAAACUCUGAACAUUCAGGAUGUUGGAAUGAUGCCGAUGGGGGCGAUGGCAGCAGGUGCCAUGCCAGCAACGCCGGCUGCAGAUGAGGAGGAGGCACCGGCCAAAAAAGAGAAGACUCACUUCACAGUCAAAUUGACAGAACUGAAAGCAGCAGAUAAAGUAAAGUUAAUAAAAGAAGUGAAAAACUGCAUCCAAGGCUUGAACCUGGUCCAAGCUAAAAAGCUUGUAGAAGCUCUUCCACAAGAAAUCCGGGCCAACGUAUCCAAAGAAGAAGCGGAGAAGCUGAAAGCAGCCCUGGAGGCUGCAGGCGGCACUGUGGUCUUGGAGUAAAUCAGUGCAUUUCUUCAUCUGCCUCUUACAUGCCAUUUCUCUGGCCACGCACUUCGUUUUUCAUUAUUUUAUAAUGUUUUUUUUUUUUUUCCUCUGAGCGAAGACGUGGACACUGCAAAAGAAGCAAAUGCCUUCAUUUACUAGAAGCGUCAGGUGGGGUGCUGCAGAUUGAACUUUUCCAGGGACACGGCCUGCACAAACCACCACCUUGCAGUUUGUUUGUGUGCUCCUGUUUGUCUGAAACUCGUGUAGCAAACGCUACCAAAAUAUUGGCCCCCGAUGCCAGACGAUAUUUCUGUGUGUUUGUCAAGUCCUUCAUAAAGGGACGGUUUCGCUGGGAAAGUAGGAAUACUGGAACAGCAGCAACUGUAUAUUUGACUCAGAAAUGAGUAGUUAUGGAUUAAAGACGGAUUAUUCUAAAUUUG